Suillus fuscotomentosus is the source of this 1271-nucleotide messenger RNA. RefSeq names its product polysaccharide lyase family 14 protein. The transcript has 6 exons. The record is from RefSeq and is a predicted model, not a curated record. Bases 1 to 1050 code for a protein of 349 amino acids. NCBI's taxonomy places the organism in Eukaryota, Fungi, Basidiomycota, Agaricomycetes, Boletales, Suillaceae.
AUGCUCACUGUUCUGUCACUUACACUUUUUUUUCUCCGGUUAUCAAAGACUCAUGUCUCAGCGGCUGGCCAAGUUCCUCUCUCAUCAGUAGUUACGUCCUUCUCGUUGACCACGAGUACCGUGAUACCCUUUCCUUCCGCUACUCAAAGUGCAUCCGAUGCAUCGUCGUUCAUUACAUCCCAGUGGUCGUUAAACAAAGGACACAUUCAGAAUGGCGGUAGCAAUGUUGCCUUCGUGGACGAUCCCUUCCCGAACUCACCAGCUCCUGGUGCGACCGUGUCAAAUACCUCUGGGCCCGUCUUACAAGUGACAUAUGCUGCUGGUACCUACGGAAGUGUAGAUUCUGGUGCUCAAUGGUACUCGCUUUGGAAUACAACAGAUGGAUCUCAAUUUCAGAGCAUGUUGCUCUCCUACGAGCUUGCGUUUGAUUCUAAUUUUAACUGGGUUCAAGGGGGUAAACUUCCUGGUCUUAGAGGCGGUUCCGAUGUCGACGAUUGCUCUGGCGGAGUGCAGGCGAAUGGCACUAAUUGUUUCAGCGCCAGGCUCAUGUGGCGAAAAAAUGCGCAAGGAGAAGUCUAUGCAUACACGUUGACUCCUAACAACAUUUGUUCGGAUAGCAAUAUAAUUUGUAACUCUGAUUACGGAGUAAGCAUCGACCGAGGAUCAUUUGGCUUCGAGACUGGACACUGGAGCCGUAUCACAAUUCUUGUGCAACUGAACAAUGAUUCCCUCGUUGCGAAUGGCAACAUUAUUUUAUACUUCAAUGAUGUUCAAGUGCUAUCACAACAGAACUUAUACUUCAGGACAGUUAACAAUGUCACUAUUGGGGGAUUGUACUUCUCGACAUUCUUUGGAGGGGGCGACUCCAGCUGGGCAACACCGCAAACUGUUCAUACUUAUUACCGCAAUAUACAGAUGUGGGGCAGCUCCUCUCCAUCUUUACUUGCUGGACAAACGGUCAAUGCUGCACUAUCCUCAUGUUGCAAGCUUGGAAGCAUGGGAUGGACGUUGUCUGCAUCUGUUCUUCUCACUCUUCUCAUGUAUCUAUAGGCUUGGAUGACACAUGGACACUUGCUGCACGCAUUAUGCGCACUUGGAGCAUUAGAUGGCGUAUAGGCUGUGCGACAUUAUACCCCACGGAAAGUACCUUGGACCUUGGUCCCUAGAGUACUAAAGGUCCGAGGUGUCAAAGAAGUCGUCGUGGUCGACGAGGGUAGCCUUGGAAUUGAUCGAGUGGCGCUUCAGCUUCUCAAUCGGCAGUAGUCUGAUGG